AUGCUGUUCAAGGGCAACAGCAGCCGGCUGGAGCUGCUCAUCGAGAAGAUCCAGGCCAACAAGGAGAACCACCACGUCAGCGAGCAGGACAUCAAAGAUGCCCUCGGCACGGACCCCGGCUCCUCGUGGCGCUCCGAGACGCCCGAGGACGCCACGUCGCCGUCGCCCAGCAGCUGCGCGACCCCCAACUCGGCGACGGACGUGGCCGACUCGGAGCUCGCCUUCACCGUCGGCGUCACCGAGGGCACGCCCUACGCCUGCUCCUUCUGCGACAAGGCCUUCCCGCGCCUGUCCUACCUCAAGAAGCACGAGCAGACGCACAGCGACCAGAUGCCGUUUCGGUGCGAGUUCUGCAGCAGGCUGUUCAAGCACAAGCGCAGCCGCGACCGCCACAUCAAGCUGCACACCGGCGACAAGAAGUACCGCUGCACCCAGUGCGAGGCCGCCUUUAGCCGCAGUGACCACCUCAAGAUCCACAUGAAGACGCACGACAACCAGAAGCCGUUCCAGUGCACGGUGUGCAACCGCGGCUACAACACGGCGGCCGCGCUCACCUCGCACAUGCAGAACCACAAGAAGGCGGCCGACUCGGCGUCCAACGGCGGCGCCUCCAACGGCCGCUCGUCGUCCCGGGCGUCGUCCGACAACACGCCGUCGCCGGGCACCUUCCGCUGCCUGCAGUGUGGGGACUGCUUCCGCAAGCCGGAGGACCUGCAGUCGCACAUGGCGAGCCAGCACCACGUGGACAUGGGGUCGCCGCCGUCGCGCAGUGCCAGCAGAGGGCUGCUGCUGGACUCGCCGCUGUCGCGGUCGCCCUUCCCGCCGCACAGCCUGGCCUGCAUCUACUGCACCAAGGACUCGUUCCCCAACAUGGAGGCCCUGCAGCUGCACGUGCAGGCCAUGCACGGCGCGCUGCUCAACGGCGAGCUCCGCGACCUGGCGGCGCAGGCGGCGCAAGCCGCGCGGGGGCGGCCCCCGGUGGAGGACCCCCCUCGCGGCUCGCCGACCACGCCCAACCCGCCCACGCCCACCACGCCCAACGCGGGCGGCAGCGGCGGCGGGCUCAUCCCUUGCGAGCUGUGCACCAUGAGGUUCAACUCGAUUGGCGGGCUGCACAAGCACCAGCGCGCCGUCCACGGGCUGAGCGGACCCAAGUUCCUGGGCGACCCUUCCCCCAUCCUGUGCGUGCACUGCUCGCUGCCCUUCCCGUCGUCCGCCGCCUUCGCCGAGCACUACGUCCUGGUGCACGGCGGUGCCCUCACGCGGUCGCCGUCGCCGAAGACGUCCGGCAGGCGUGGCGAUCGGGGCGACGACAAGGCCAUGGGCAUGCCGCCGUCCAAGCGGUCCAAGGCCAACCACGACCUGCCGCCACUGCCCCUCGACGGCCUUAUGGGCCGCGAGUACGAGGCAGGCCCUCUGCUGUGCAACCAGUGCGGCGCGGCGGUGCCCGACUUCGAGUCGUUCCGCGUGCACCUCAAGGCCCACCUGGAGGAGUCUGGCGCCGGGCUGCGCUCGCUGCUGGGGGCGGACCUGCUCGGCCUGCUGCCCCCCGGGCCCGGCACGCCGCUCGGCACGCCACUCGGCUCCCUGGGGCCGCUGGGGCCGUUGGGUAAUCUGCCGCUGGGGCCGCCCCCCGCCGCGGACGAACCUCCCUCCCGCAGCCACCGCCGCAGCCCGUCCAGUGGGUCCCCGUCCGGGCUGAGCUGCCCGCACUGCGGCAUGCAGUUCACGGCCAGCGCCGCCAGCUCGGAGGAGCGGCUCAGCGUGGGCGGCCAGCUGGAGCGACACGUCGCCGAGCACUUCCUGGCCACGGCCACCGAGUUCGGCUGCCCGACAUGCAGCAAGCUCUUUGCCAAGCCGGACGAGCUGCAGAAGCACCUCAUGGACAUCCACGCGCACCACCUGUACCGCUGCGCCCUCUGCCAGGAGCUGUUUGACUCCAAGGUGGCCAUCCAGGUGCACUUCGCCGUCAAGCACUCGUCGGCCUGCCCGCUGUACCGGUGCACGGCGUGCCCGGCCUCCUCGGCGCCGUCGGUGUUCCGCUCGGACAGGGAGUUCGGGCACCACGUCCGCACGGCGCACGCCUCGCACCCCCUGUUGGCGGCGACGCACGCGCUGCUGCUGCAAUACCAGCAGAAGCUACAGCAACGUGACCAGCAGCGGGAGCAGCGGGACCGCGAUCGAGAGCACCGCGACCGCGAGCGUGAGCGCGACCGCGAGCACCGCGACCGCGAGCGAGAGAGGGAGCGCGAGGCUAGUGCGGAGCAGCAGCAAGGCGGGCCGUACCGCUGCCUGUUCUGCCGCGCGUCCUUCUCCUCCGAGCUGGAGCUGCAGUUCCACCUGCCCACGCACACGCGCCAGUUCCACUGCCCCAUGCCGCUCUGCGGGGAGACCUUCCAGGUCGAGUUCCUGCUGGACAAGCACAUGCAGACGCAGCACUCCGGCAGCGUCCAGGCGAUGCUCAACGGCGUGGCCCGGGAAGGGGACCGCGACGCGACCAACGGCGACGCGACGCUGGCGGACCCUCUGCUCAACAACAACCAGGCCGGCGCGUCGUGCGACAUCUGCGAUCGCGGCGACUUCGCCAGCGAGGCGGAGCUGGCCGCGCACCGCAAGCUAGCCCACCACAAGGCCAGCCCCGGAGGCAACGGCGCCUCCGCCAAGAACGGCGCCGUCAGCCUGCUGUGCGCGUACUGCAACGAGAGCUGCAAGUCGCGCGCCGAGCUCGAGAACCACAUGAAGACGCACUCGCACCAGGGGACGGCCGGCCUGGGCGGCACGGGCAAGCACAAGUGCAACAUCUGCGACGAGCUGUGCCCUUCAGCCGCCGUCCUCGCCGAGCACAAGCUGACCCACUGCAAGGUGGUGCAGGGCUCGGCGUGCACGGUGUGCCGCGCCGCCGUCACCACCGAGGAGCAGUUCCGUGCGCACCUGCGUCAGCACGCGCAGCCCAGCGGCCAGGGUGGCCAGGGCGGCAACCCCACCGCCGCCAACGCGCCCCUCUGCCUACCCGUGCAGUGCGUCAUCUGCCGCCAGACCCUGGUCUCCGACGUGGAGGUGCGGCUGCACGCGCGCUUCCACCUGCAGGGCGGCCAGGCCGAACAGCCCUCCAGCUCGCCCGACGCCAACACCGCCACCUGCUGCAUCUGCCUGCAAAGCGCCGAGGCGACCACCAUGGUGCCCACCAGCUCCACGCCUAUCCCGGGGCAGCCCAUGUCGUACGUGUGCACGGACUGCUACCGCCGCCACUCGAAGCUGUCCUCGCGGUCCCCUAGCGCGGGCCAGGUGUCGCCCAGCCAACCCCAGGAUGACACCAAGGAGUCCCGGAAGGAGUCCCGGACCCCCGCGUCCGAGAGGACCGGCCAGGACGCGGCCACGCCGCCGCGCUGCGCAGAGUGCGGCGUCAAGACGGAGUCAGCCGCCGCCCUGGAAGCGCACAUGGCCUCCGUGCACAAGAACACGUACCAGUGCAUCAAGUGUCAGGCGAGCUUCGAGACGGAGCGCGACAUCCGGCGGCACGUGUCGGCGCACUUGCUGGCGGAGGGCUCCGCGGCCAACGAGUGCCGCCUCUGCCGCCGCCAGCUGUCCACGCCACUGCAGCUGCAGCUGCACCUCAUCGAGCACACGUUCGCCGGCUGCGCGUCCUUCACCUGCUACAUCUGCAGCGCCGUGUUCACCGCCGCUCGCGGCCUCCAGGCGCACAUGCUGGAGCACGGCCUGGCGGCGCGGCCCUACGACUGCUCGCACUGCGGCCUGCGCUUCUUCUUCCGCGCGGAGCUGGACAACCACACGCUCGGCCACCACGCGCACGCCCUGGCGCAGCCGCGCGCGCUAGGCUCCAACGGGCUGGACCUGCACUACUACACCGUGCCCGGCGGCGCGCUGGCCGCUGACGCGUCCAAGUCUCCGCGGAAGUCCCCGGGCCGCAGCAACGGCCGGGACCGCGAGGCCAGCGGCGGUCGCGGCAGCACGUCGGCGGCGUCCCCGAGGCCGCGGUGCCUCAUCUGUGGCAAGGACCUGCCGUCGGCGCGCGCGCUCGCCGCCCACCUGCGAUCUAGUCACGGCAUGCAGGACAACGGCGGCGUGGCGCUGGACGGCGACAUGCAGGUGUGCCUGCUCUGCAAGGAGGUGCUGCCGGACCGCGACGCGCUGCUCGUGCACCUGGCCGUGCAGCACCCCGCGCCCAUGCCCCUCGACAUGGCGCUGCUCAGCCAGGCGCACGCGCUGCAGCAGCAACAGCAGGGCGUCAAGCAGGAGCCGUCGUCCGUCCAAAAGAUGCACUCAAUAAUGUUAAACCACAUUGAUUGUACAGAAAUAUUUCUGAAUAGUGAAAAGGUGGGUUGUCAUUGUGAUAGAAGUUUUAUAUUUUAUAUUCCAGUAGUAUACCCUACUUAUGAUCACAUCAAAUGUUAUAUGCAUGCAUAG
This is a messenger RNA of Thrips palmi, 4425 nucleotides long. It is a transcript of the gene L, whose product is annotated as zinc finger protein 423. Bases 1 to 4425 code for a protein of 1474 amino acids. The record is from RefSeq and is a predicted model, not a curated record. Gene Ontology annotation, molecular function: zinc ion binding; nucleic acid binding. NCBI's taxonomy places the organism in Eukaryota, Metazoa, Arthropoda, Insecta, Thysanoptera, Thripidae. The transcript is spliced from 18 exons.